Messenger RNA from Vicia faba (fava bean), 399 nucleotides. NCBI's taxonomy places the organism in Eukaryota, Viridiplantae, Streptophyta, Magnoliopsida, Fabales, Fabaceae. The record is from the annotation of a GenBank genome assembly.
AUGCUAAUGAUAUUUUACAAAGGAGUAGAAAUUAAUAUUUGGAAUUCCAAUAUAAACCUUAUGCAUCCACUUCAUGAUCAAAAUGGGCUUGUGGAACCAAUACCUGUCAACUUUAGUAGUAAACUAUUGGGUGUUCCAUGUGGCAUAGGAAGUUGUUGCUCUUUUUCUUUGUGGCUAAUUAUCCAGACUAAGUUGAAUGAAGAGUAUCCAAGCCAUCAUUCAAGCACAGCUUUGAUGUCAACAAUGGGAGCAAUACAAGCCACUGUUCUUGCUCUUUGUUUUGAUAGAGAAUGGAGCCAAUGGAAGCUUGAUUACAAUAUCAGACUUCUCACUAUUGUUUAUUCGGUUGUGACUAGGGUCUAUAGGUGUCGCAGUCAACAUGGUUGCAAGGAGGCUUGA